CUCUAAGGCUACGAAAAAUCUGAAAACAUGGCAACAUCGAAAAUAACAAUUAUCGCCAACGUUGCCGUGUCGUUCGAAAAAUAAAAGGAAUUUGCCAGAACACGUCUUUGAGUUUGAUUGUUGAAUGAAUGCGUUCUCUCAUGGUUAUUUGCACACAAAACGUUUUCAUUGUUUUAUUGAGGGCUCCUCCUUCCCGGCUGAUGUCACGGACGGCAAGAUGGCGACUGCCUGCGGCCCGAAAAAUUCCGAAAACAGUCGGCCCAUGCCCAAUAAGCCAAUUUCUCAUGGUUCAGUGGGUUUGUAUGGACCUGUAUCGAUUACUACUGCUACUUAUUCUUAUAACGGGAGUAAUGCAAGCUACUUUAUGUAGCGGAUCUAAAAUGGAGAAACGAUACAGUCCUAGUUUUGCAGAAGACAAUCUUAAAACGCUCAAGAAUGACAGGAAAAGAAAACGUGAAGAUGUAUUAAAAAUGAAGAUACAUCAUACCGGCAAUCCAAAGGAUGUUAUUAAGAGCAUUUCACAGUCGGACAAUUCGAAUAAACAGUAUUUUUUGAUGUUGGAGAACAUAACUUCGCAUUUUGCCAAUCCUUGCAUUUUGGAUCUUAAGAUGGGAACAAGACAGCAUGGGGACGACGCUUCGGCUGAAAAGAGAAACAAACAGAUGGCUAAAUGUGCAGCCAGUACCUCUGCAAGUUUAGGUGUUAGCUUCAUAAUUAAUAUUCACUAA
Sitophilus oryzae (rice weevil) is the source of this 728-nucleotide messenger RNA. RefSeq lists its product as uncharacterized. Gene Ontology annotation, cellular component: cytoplasm; nucleus. The record is from RefSeq and is a predicted model, not a curated record. Lineage: Eukaryota; Metazoa; Arthropoda; Insecta; Coleoptera; Curculionidae. The coding region runs from base 129 to 728 and encodes 199 amino acids. Gene Ontology annotation, molecular function: inositol hexakisphosphate kinase activity. The transcript has 4 exons. Gene Ontology annotation, biological process: inositol phosphate biosynthetic process; phosphatidylinositol phosphate biosynthetic process.